Messenger RNA from Darwinula stevensoni, 435 nucleotides. The record is from the annotation of a GenBank genome assembly. Lineage: Eukaryota; Metazoa; Arthropoda; Ostracoda; Podocopida; Darwinulidae.
AUGGAUCAAAUUUACAAAGGCCCCAACUUUGCCCUAAUGUUUUAUGAUCAACAUGUGAAUCAUAGCCUGAGACAGUUAUACUGGCUCAAUUUCAAUUGGCAAACAGAUCACUAUGGAGAGAAAGAUGAAGGGGCAAUUGCCUUGGCAUUGGAAAGCCGCAAAGAAGAGCUGAAGCUGAAAGGGCUAGAUCAUGCAAGCAAAAAAUCCCUACAGAACAUGUGUGGUUUUUUUGAAAACCUAAAACAAGAUAUUAGAGCCAUCCAGAGUCCACAUGAUCCCUUGCUGCUGGCUGUGAAGAGACUUGAGAAGACUCUAUCUACUCAAGUUGACAAGGCAACUAUACUUCAUUCUUGGUUCAACCACUGUCUCAAGGACUGUCUGAGAUUCCAUUGCAGGUUCACCCAAAAUACAGAGGGCAGUGGAUACAGAAGUUGA